CACUCUACUCCAACUAGAACACCACUGAGACACUGCUUCUCGCGGCACCAACACCAUGGGGUCCCGCGUUCGGGCUCUCAGCGUCACCGACGUCCGACCCGCCGGAACCUCCAACCCGCCGCCGCAAGGCGCCGACCGCGCCACGAUCAAGCUCUCGCUCUUCGACACCAUGUUCAUCGCCCUGACGCCGAUCCAGCGCCUCUUCUUCUACGAGGGCGACGACCUCCCGCCGUUCCGUGACCUGGUCCGCGCGCUGCGGUCCUCCCUCGCGGACACGCUCGCCGUCUUCACCCCGCUGGCCGGCCAGGUCGCGGUCUCCACGUCGGGGGACGGCGUCGCCAUCGACUGCUCCCCCGGCGCCGUCUCCCGGGGCGGCGUCAGGUUCGUGGAGGCCGAGUACGCCGGCGGAGCCGACGACGUGCGCCGCCUCGCCCGCGCCGCGGAGCACGACGCCGAGGCGUACGCGCAGCUCGCGCCCGCGAUCGAGGUGGGCGCGCUCCCGGUCCCCGCGCUCGCGGUGCAGGUCACGAGGCCCGCGCAUGGCGCGGGCGGCGGGAUCGGGGCCGUGGUGGUCGGGGUGACCAUGAACCACGUCGUGGCCGAUGGCCAGGCGCUGUGGGAGUUCAUCCGGGCGUGGGCCGCCGCGGCGUGGGGUGGCUCGAAGGCCGGAACGGGCCUCGUGGCGCCGACGUUCGACCGCGCGGCGAUCAACCGGCACCCGAAAGCGGAGGAGGUGGCGCGCAAGUUCCUGCGCAUCUUCGCGCCGGGGUUGCCGACGGUGAACACAUUCCCCGAACCGGACAACGCCCUCCAGGGCAGGAGAACCUACCUGCUCAGCGCCAGCCAGAUCCGGUCGCUGAAGCAUCGCAUUUCACGGCAUAGCAAGAGCGCCGAUGGCGACACCGCACCGGCGGCCGCCGCCGUGACGCCCCCGAGCACCUACGCCGCCGUCGCGUCCCUGGUCUGGACGUCCGGCGUCCGCGCCAAGAACGCCCUCGACGACGCCGACGCCGACGCCUACCUCAUGUUCGCCGCGGACUGCCGCGCGCGACUGCGCCCGCCGCUGCCGGCCGCGUUCUUCGGCAACUGCGCCAAGUCGUGCUACGCGAGGGCCAUGGUGGGCGCGCUCCGCGACGGCGGGGCCGGCGAGGCCCUCGCGCGCGCAGCGGCGGCGGUGCGGGAGGCGGUCCGGGAGCAGCUGGCGGACCCGCUUGGCGACGCCGACCGGUGGCUGGAGCGCCACCGGGCGCUGCCGACGGACAGGGUCGUGCAGGUCGGGGCGUCCAACCGGUUCGCCGCGUACGAGACGGACUUCGGCUGGGGCAGGCCGGCGCGGGUGGAGCUCGCAUCGGUGUUCGUGAGGGAGUUCGUGGCGGUGGUCGGGGCGCCGGAUGGCGCCGUGCAGGUGUCCGUAGCGCUUGACCGGGACCGCAUGGACGGCUUCGAGGCCAACUUCUUGUCGCUGUCGCAGGCUUCGGGAUGACUCAGCGACACAUGCGUACUGCCAUCGUCUCUCUACUUGAGAGGCUGACUUCUUGGCCCGUUAAUUCAACCGCUGCAUAGUUUUUUAUUCGAGUACAAUGCUUGAUAAGAGUGACUAUUACGUUUCCCAAGCAAUAAUAAGUGUGCGUUCGUUUCUUACAGCGUAAA
Messenger RNA from Panicum hallii, 1650 nucleotides. RefSeq names its product anthocyanin 5-aromatic acyltransferase-like. The record is from RefSeq and is a predicted model, not a curated record. NCBI's taxonomy places the organism in Eukaryota, Viridiplantae, Streptophyta, Magnoliopsida, Poales, Poaceae. The coding region runs from base 56 to 1483 and encodes 475 amino acids. The transcript has 2 exons.